AUGUCAAACGAUUCAGAUUUGUUUAUAUCAGUUCCUCGAUCUUCUUUACCGGAAUUCUAUAACAAAUAUCUCAAGUUAGUAGAAACAUUCUACUACGUCAAGCUUUCUGAAAUUAAAUCUGGGUUUCCUAGUCCUAAAAAUAAUUUUGUUAAUUUUAAAGUAACUUUUAUUUUAAACCACGGUAACGAGAAUUUCAAGUAUGAAGAGUUAACUGACAGAAUUCAGAAAUAUGUGGAUUCAACGCUGGGCUGGGCUGGGGAACGAGGCGAGGACUCGAGCUACGACUCCGAAUGUGAAGAGGAUGUCGGUCACCGCACUGCCUCUAGGACGCCGUCGGACACGCUCGCAGCCGAGUUUGCGGAGUACGUCACUCUCGCCCCGGUGCCACCGCCGCCUAACCAGGCGAAAAUAGACUUCGCAUUGAAGCUGGGUUAUUCAGAACAUCUAGCUCGCACGGCGCUGAUGCGUUUGGGUCCCGAUCCGCCCCGCAACGAGCUGCUAGCUGAGCUGAUUAAGCUGGCUUCCAAGCGGCCAAUUCGCACAGUUUCGCCACUACAGAUGAUAAAUCCUGAACCACAACCAGACCGAUCGCCAUUGAGGCAUAUAGUCAUUGAUGGCAGCAAUGUGGCUAUGAGCCAUGGCAACAUGGAGAUAUUCUCGUGCCGAGGCAUAGAGAUCUGCGUGGAUUGGUUUCGAGCACGAGGUCACAAAGACAUAUCGGUCUUUGUGCCCAAAUGGCGCAAAGAGGCCACAAGGCUAGAUAACCCAGUCUCGGACAGGGAUUGCUUAGAACGUCUCGAACGCGACAGAAUCCUACACUACACCCCUAGCAGACAUCUCGGAGGAAAACGACUCGUCUGCUACGACGAUAGAUACAUCCUCAAACUUGCUGCUGAAACCGACGGCGUCGUCGUCUCCAACGACAACUAUAGAGAUCUCGCCAUCGAAAGCCCGGAAUUUAGGAAAGUCAUCGAGGAAAGACUCCUAAUGUACACCUUCGUGAACGACAGAUUCAUGCCGCCCGACGAUCCUCUCGGUAGGUCCGGCCCCACUUUGGAUGCGUUCCUCAGAGCUCCUCCCUCCCGCACGGACCCCCCUCCGCCUUGCCCCUACGGACGCAAGUGUACCUACGGGAACAAAUGCAAGUUUCAUCAUCCAGAACGCGCCGGCAAACCGCACAAAACCGUCGCCGAAACGCUCUCGGAGCGAGCGGCGCGUCACGCCUUGCAAACGUUGAGCCUCCCGCCCGGUGGAUACCCGUCGGACAUGAAGAAACCUUUAGCAAGAGCGCAUUCGGCUACGCCGAGACUGGCAGAUCCCACCCUCGCCACGCACUUCGAUAUAGCGCAGCAGCCGGGACCCUCGCAGCCGAGUCACCAGCCUGAAAAGCCCCACAGAAAACUCGCCAGACAGCUGACUUUGAACCCAGCCUGUGAUCCCAGAUUGCACGCGACCGCCUCUAGAGUUUGUUCGGCGCCAGUCGGGGCGAUGGGUGCAAUGCCUCUCUACAUGGCCGGAGCGUCUCUAUCUCCGUGUGCCUCGGAAGGCGCCCUUCAGCAGUGGGAAGCGCGUAGACGGAUGCACUACCACUUGGCUAACAUUUUCCCAGAAGUGCAGGUAGUCGAAGCCAUGAAUGCGUACCCUGAGGAAACAGAUGCCCAGAAAAUGUGCGCUAUAAUCCUCGCCCGGUACAGACCGAGCGAGGCUACUCUUCCUCAUCUGUUGCAUUGA
This is a messenger RNA of Pieris macdunnoughi, 1731 nucleotides long. The record is from the annotation of a GenBank genome assembly. Lineage: Eukaryota; Metazoa; Arthropoda; Insecta; Lepidoptera; Pieridae.